Metarhizium album ARSEF 1941 is the source of this 591-nucleotide messenger RNA. RefSeq names its product vacuolar ATP synthase 16 kDa proteolipid subunit. Gene Ontology annotation, cellular component: proton-transporting V-type ATPase, V0 domain. Gene Ontology annotation, biological process: proton transmembrane transport. NCBI's taxonomy places the organism in Eukaryota, Fungi, Ascomycota, Sordariomycetes, Hypocreales, Clavicipitaceae. The transcript is spliced from 4 exons. Gene Ontology annotation, molecular function: proton-transporting ATPase activity, rotational mechanism. The record is from RefSeq and is a predicted model, not a curated record. Bases 1 to 591 code for a protein of 196 amino acids.
AUGGAAGACCAAGUCUUUGCCUCCCUAGAGCGCUGGUACCUCAACCCCCCUCCUCCUCAAGACGAAACAUCCCGCCCAACCUCAGAAAGCAACACCUUGGCUAACUCCCACAGUCCCAUGUACGCCUCCUUCUUCGGCGCAAUGGGAAUCGCGUCCGCCAUCGUCUUCACCACAUUCGGCGCCGCCUACGGCACGGCCAAGUCCUCCAUUGCCAUCUUCUCCUGCGGCGUCCUCCGACCCGACCGCCUGAUGCAGAACACUCUAUGCUCCGUCAUGGCCCAGAUCCUCUCCAUCUACGGCCUCGUCUCGGCCGUCAUCAUGUCCAACGGCAUCAGGGAGAGGAUGCCCGCCCACACCGGGUUCCUCCAGCUCGGGGCCGGCAUGGCCGUCGGCCUGUGCGGACUGGCAGCCGGGUUUGCCAUCGGCAUCGUCGGCGACGCGGGCGUGCGGGCGAGCACCCAGCAGCCGCGGCUGUACGUGGGAAUGGUCCUCAUCCUCAUCUUUGCCGAAGUCCUCGGCCUCUACGGCGUCAUUGUUUCCAUCCUCAUGAUUACAAAGUCUACUCUCGACGUCGCCGAGUGCAGGUACUGA